Molecule: messenger RNA, 939 nt
Organism: Aspergillus puulaauensis
Lineage: Eukaryota; Fungi; Ascomycota; Eurotiomycetes; Eurotiales; Aspergillaceae
Exons: 1
Coding region: 1-939 (312 amino acids)
Source: RefSeq, a predicted model, not a curated record
AUGAAGGCUUCUCUCAUCACUGCCCUCGCGGCCAUGUCCGCCUCUGUCGCUGCUGCUCCUGCUCAGACCACCGAGACCUGGUCCACUACAAUUGACCUCGGCGUCACUACCACCACUCUCCCUGCUACCACGACCACCUCUACCCUUGCUCCUACUGCGACCUCUGCUAUCGUUGAGGCCGUCAGCAAUGCUGAAAACAAGCAGGGUCAGGGCAGUGGACACAUCGUCCAGGAUGCCGGCCACGAGCUUGAUGGCAUCCUGACCAUCACUGGACCUAACGCCCAGAAGCUCUUGCUCAAGCUCGCCCCUGAGGUUGCGGGUCUUCUCUCCUCUCUCGGUCUCCCUCCUCUUGGAACUGCCGUCGGUUCCAUCGUCGCCAGCGCCAGCACCCUUGGUGAGCUUAUUACCGGCCUCGGCCCCAACGUUGACGGUCUGUUGACCGCUGUUGGUGAGGGCGGCGACUACCUGCUCAUCCAACUCUCCCCUGUUGUCGCUGGUCUUGUUUCUGGCCUCGGUCUUCCCGGUGUUGGUGUUCCCGUUGGUACUGCUCUUAUCACCGCUGGCAACAACCUGAAGCGUGACAAGGUCCUUGGAGACAUCAUCCCCAAUAUCAGGGAUGUCGUUGAGGUUGAGGGUGACAACGCUGAGCGUCUCCUCGUUCAGCUGAGCCCUUCCGUUGCUGCUCUCGUCUCUGGCCUCGGCCUUCCUGCCGUUGGUGUGCCCCUCGGCAAGGUUGUUGACGACGCCAGCGAGGUCGGCCAGCUUGUCAACCACAUCGGUGCCCCCGUUGAGCAGCUUCUCACCGUUGUCCGUGACGAUGGCAAGGCCCUCCUUAUCCACCUUUCUCCUGAUGUUGCUGCCACCGUUGCAGGUCUCGGCCUCACUGGUGUCGGUGCUUCCGUCGGUUCCGUUGUUGCCACCCUCAGCGACGAGCUUUAA